GGAAAAGGUGAUUCAGCAGAAAAGAGGGCGCCAAAACAGCGGAUCGGUUUAAUACGGUUUUUGGUAUCUUGCCGUGCAUGGCGAGGUUCAUUCCUUCUCUGUGCCGCACACUGUCGUAAUUCAGAGGUGCCGCAGACUCUCUUCCUCUCUCUGCCGUCACUGCCGCUGCGCCGGACUCCCUUUGCGUAGAAGUAGACCUGGGGAGACGCCGCAACUCGACCUAAUCUAUUAUUAUUAUUGUUGCUGUUAGCUUUCUUCUCUGCUGCGAGAGUCAAAUGGGCGCAGAAUGCUCUUCUGAGGUGAAGGAGAACCCGAAGCAGCAGUCCCCUGUCGCACAACGGGAGUUUCAGCCCGUUGGCAGCGCCGUGCCCUCCCCUGUCGUCUCCUCCUUCACCUCCGGCAGCAAUAGGCAGUCGCGACGCAAGUGCGAAGGCAGCCUUACUACCGACGAGGACGGCGACGAGGACAAGGGCUCGUACGAGACGGGGUGCUCGGGCCGCCACAGCCUCUCGGGGUUCGUGCCCACCAACAAAGUUACGAGGUGGUUGAAGAGUGUGCCUCCACCGGAAAGGCUGACACCGGUGCCGGAGCCGGAUGUGUGGUCCGACGGGGAGCGGGAGGAGAGGGAUUGGAUCCGCACGGAGGGCGAUCCGAUAGACCCUGCGGCGGAACGGUGGGACGCCCCACAUUACGUGUCCGCCCUCGGUAUUCGUAGCGCGUCAGAGCAGCUAGAAGCGAAGAGAGCGAAGGAGAAGCAGCGCAAAGCGCAGGCGAAGGCUCGAUGUCAGUGA
Leptomonas pyrrhocoris is the source of this 791-nucleotide messenger RNA. RefSeq lists its product as hypothetical. The coding region runs from base 276 to 791 and encodes 171 amino acids. Lineage: Eukaryota; Euglenozoa; Kinetoplastea; Trypanosomatida; Trypanosomatidae. The transcript has a single exon. The record is from RefSeq and is a predicted model, not a curated record.